AUGGGUGACGAAUACGAGCAACUCGGACCGGCAGCAGGAGGUGCCCUUCCACCUCCUCCGCCUGGUGCACCUCCUCCUCCACCUCCGCCACCACCACCACCUCCGCCACCUCCCCCACCACCACCACCGCCACCACCACUGCAGCUGCCACAACUUCGUGGAGGCACAUUGCCGAAAGAGUCAUCAGAAGAAGAUAAGAAAAAAUCUGAAGCAACAAAGAAGAGCAAAAAGUCUACUAAAAAGGACAAGAAGGGGAAAAGAAGAUCCCCGUCACCACCGGGGGAAUCCGCCGCCGCCGAAGAUGCAGCUCAAGGAGAUGAAGACGAUGGAGACGUGAAGGUCACUGCACGUGUACGGUCAUCAACAGUAUCAUAUAAAACGCAAUCAAAUGUGGCACAGUCAGGGCAGGUCGAGAAGAGCCCAGGCAAAAAACAAAGUAUAAGUAGAGACGAUGAGGAAUCCUACAGGAGAACUACUGAAGAUCAAGAGGAAUUCGAGAACGUGAACGCCGUUGCUCGUCCAGCUGCAACUAGAAUGCAUACGCAUAAGUUGAAGACAGAUGAUUUAACAGAACCUAUCUCAGAAUCGGAGGCACAGGAUCAAAAAAUAAAUGAAAUCAAGAGUAGGGCUGGUUAUCCUGGCAAACAAACCAGUCCAGAAGGAGGUUUAAGUCGAGAAAGCUCCACUGAAGUGAAAGUACUCAUCCUUCGAAUUGAGGAGCUUGAGCUAGCAAACAAAAAGUUGAAAUUGCAAAUGAAAGGAAUGCAAAAACGUAUUCGAGAAAAAGACAAGAAAAUUGAGGAGCUCAUAUCGUUGAAUGCAUAUCUGCAACGAUGUGCUUCUGCCGAAGAACAUAGACAAGAGGAAAAGGUGACACCAGAACAGGAGGCAAUUGCAUUACGUGGUUUGGAGAUCAUGCAUCGGAAUCACUUGCUCGAGGACACCAUCAAAAAUGUUGAACGGACACUAUUGCGCAGUUUUUUUGAAGCUUCCGAUCCGAGGCCAACGCCUACGGUUGUUAUGCUUAUUGACAAAGCGCUUUCUCAUGCUAUUGAAGUGAUACUGACCAAAUCGAAUUUGUUCGAUGAUUUCGUCGACAACGAGCUUCGAAUAUUUCUGCUGAACUCGGCAAAGGCGAAACGUAUCCUGCUAGACGAAAUGCUUCUUCAUCCAGAGUAUGUACCUAAUGCUUGGGGAGGAGAUGUGCUGAGGAAGAGAAGACGGCUCGAGGAACAGAAUGUUGAAAUGAAUCCUCCGCCAUUAUCAUUGGACAAAACUGCUUGUGAUGAUGAAACCUCCCGGAAAGUAACUAACGCGGAAAAUCAACCUGUAAAAGAACAAAAAGCAAAAAUGGAGAGAUCUCAAAUGGAAGUCCCACCUGUUAUGGAACAAAAAGCAAAAUUCGAGAGACCUUCUGAAAAAGAAGCAAAACCUCCGGUCAAAAAGGAAGAACUCCGGAGGAGUACUGUUGAAGCAGCUAAAGGAAAAGCAGACAAGGGAAAAGAGGUGGCCAAGGCGGAACAAAAAGCUCCUGUAAAUAAAAAACCUGAGCCAAAAGCGGAGACUAAACCACCUUCACCGAAAGCUGAAGCGCCCCCACCCAGGAAAAUUGAAUCCAAGGUGGAGAAAAAAACGCCGGCAGAAACUCCUCCACCCAAAGCAGCUGAACCGAAAGUGGAGAGAAAAACACCAGCAGCAGAAACUCCUCCACCCAGGGCAGCUGAACCUAGAGUAGAGAGAAAGCCAACAGCAGAAACUCCUCCACCCAAGGCAGCUGAGCCCAAAGUGGAGAGCAAGCCGGCACCCGCUGUGGUCGCCCCUCGAAGAAUGGCCUCAGAUACUGCUUCGUUGAGUUUAGUUCCGAAAAAUACGCCGUCAGCACCCGGUCCACAAGUGCGCAGAGUUACUAGUAAGGCUCUUUACUGA
Molecule: messenger RNA, 1926 nt
Organism: Haemonchus placei
Lineage: Eukaryota; Metazoa; Nematoda; Chromadorea; Rhabditida; Trichostrongylidae
Source: the annotation of a GenBank genome assembly